Molecule: messenger RNA, 402 nt
Organism: Brassica oleracea var. oleracea
Lineage: Eukaryota; Viridiplantae; Streptophyta; Magnoliopsida; Brassicales; Brassicaceae
Product: CBS domain-containing protein CBSX1, chloroplastic
Source: RefSeq, a predicted model, not a curated record
AUGAUAAAGAAGGAAGACUUGCACGUGGUGAAACCUAUCACCACUGUGGAUGAAGCUCUGGAAAUCCUUGAGGAGAAUAGAGUCACAUGGUUUCCUGUGAUAGAUAAAGGCUAGAAAUGGGUUGGGCUUGUUUCAGAUUAUGAUUUGGUGGCUUUGGACUGGUAAAUGGGUAGUGGAAAGAACAAAAAAUGCAUGUUUCCUGAGGUUGACAGCACUUUGCAAGUAUUUGGCCCUCUUUUUCCUAUUAUUAGCAAAACCAAUGGGAAGCUUGUUGGACAUUUGAUGACACCCAGCUCUAGUGUUGUUGUUGAGGAAAACACCAACCUCGAAGAUGCUGCUAAGUUAUUGUCUUACCUUUAUCUCCAGUGCCGUCGGUAUUAUCACAAGAGGAAACGUGGUUAG